Malassezia japonica is the source of this 846-nucleotide messenger RNA. It is a transcript of the gene ISY1, whose product is annotated as NineTeen Complex (NTC) component. Gene Ontology annotation, biological process: generation of catalytic spliceosome for second transesterification step; mRNA 3'-splice site recognition. Gene Ontology annotation, cellular component: post-spliceosomal complex; Prp19 complex; post-mRNA release spliceosomal complex. NCBI's taxonomy places the organism in Eukaryota, Fungi, Basidiomycota, Malasseziomycetes, Malasseziales, Malasseziaceae. The record is from RefSeq and is a predicted model, not a curated record. The coding region runs from base 1 to 846 and encodes 281 amino acids. The transcript has a single exon.
AUGGCGCAGAAUCAGGAGAAGGCCCAAGCUGUGCUGUACCGCUUCCGUCAGGCACAGGCGGCCGAGCUGGGUGUGAAGCCAUUCACCCCAGGAAAGCGCCCGACGGUUGCCAAUGGAAUCACGAGUUUGCGCGAAUGUGAGAGGUGGCGUGCCUCGGUCAUGAGUGACUUGGAGCGCAAAGUGUCCAAGAUUCAGGACUACGGUCUGAACGAGUACGAGAUCCGCGACCUGAAUGAUGACAUCAACCAGCUUUUCCGCCAAAAGAUGAUGUGGGAGAAGCACAUCAUGGCGCUGGGUGGUGCAAACUACAUCAACACGUCCGCGCGCCUCAUGGACGACGAGGGCAGUCUCCUGCCGGGUACGCGAGGAUACAAGUACUUUGGUCGCGCCAAGGACCUUCCGGGUGUGAAGGAAAUGUUUAAUCGGACAGCCGCGCAAGAAGAGGAGCUCGAGUCGUACCGUACGCAAAAGUUCCGCCGCUUCCAGAACCAGACUGGAGCCUACUUUGGCAACGAGGACGAGGACGAUGGAGUCUUGCUCGACGAGGAAAUCGCCUCGGAAAACCAUGGCUGGGAGCAGGGCUGGGCCCGUAUUGCUUCCGCGCUCGAGCUUCCUCAGGGUACCGACCUCCCCGCUAUUCCCCGCGCUCCCCCGACAAAACUCACGCUGCACGCGCCCCGUGCAAAUGAUACCCCCGACACGGUCGCACCGAACCUGAAUGCACUCGAUGCCAACGAGCUGCGCAUGCCCGAUGUCCCGGAACGCAAAGACAUCGAGACCUUCUUGCUGCGUGCCAAAAAAGCGGCGCUGCGCAACGAGUACUUGGGCGAGCCGUCGACUGUAUAA